AUGAAGAGCCAAGGGUCUCCCUUACUAAUGCUGUCAAAGCCAAGUCGCGAGGCUACGCUUUCCGGGUUUAUCAUGGCGACUAAGACUACCCCCGGGAACUCACAAUUCAAGAAACCUCCUCUCUACGCUGCACGUGGGAGUCGACCGGAAGAGGGUACCGCAGUAAUGUUUACCAUAUCAUCGUCAGUCAGGCUCACGGAUAUCGUUGUUGCGCCAAAAUCCUAUACAGGAUCGAACCAUUGCCUUCUUCGAGAACGAUUUUCCUUCACACGAAAAGGAGAGUAA
Molecule: messenger RNA, 285 nt
Organism: Necator americanus (New World hookworm)
Lineage: Eukaryota; Metazoa; Nematoda; Chromadorea; Rhabditida; Ancylostomatidae
Exons: 1
Coding region: 1-285 (94 amino acids)
Source: RefSeq, a predicted model, not a curated record